Raphanus sativus (radish) is the source of this 2316-nucleotide messenger RNA. RefSeq names its product cation/H(+) antiporter 12-like. Gene Ontology annotation, biological process: proton transmembrane transport; regulation of pH. NCBI's taxonomy places the organism in Eukaryota, Viridiplantae, Streptophyta, Magnoliopsida, Brassicales, Brassicaceae. The transcript is spliced from 4 exons. Gene Ontology annotation, molecular function: antiporter activity. The record is from RefSeq and is a predicted model, not a curated record. Gene Ontology annotation, cellular component: membrane; endomembrane system.
AUGAAUACAACGACCUAUAUCGGAGUCGGAGGUUGCAGAUCCUUAGCUUUCAGCAUCUCUUCUUUUGGAUUAUGGGAGAACCUAUAUUCGCCGUAUGUGGUGUUUGGCUACUCACUCCCUCUCUUGGAGAUUCAGAUAUUGCUUAUAUUCAUCUUCAUCAUCACGUCUCAUAUGUUCUUCAGAUUCAUCGGCAUUUCUCAAAUUGUGUCACACUUCAUGGCUGGUCUGAUUCUCGGGCCUCAGUUGUUCGAUCUUUUGGAGAAAUCCUCUGGAAAACUAUCGUUGGAUCCAGCUAUAAAUGAAAGCGCAGCGUUAAGAGGCGUCGGAGUGUGUGGAAACAUUAUGCUUACGUUUUUAAUGUCAGUUAGAAUUAGCCGUCGAUUGGCAUUCAACAGCGGUACGCUACCCAUCGUGAUCGGGAUCUUGACCUUCAUCGUGCCACUGUUUGGCGGCUUAUGUUUCAGGAACCUCUACACGGACAAUGUGGACCCUCACUACAUGCCACCAAAGAAAGUCCUCGCCGAACGCACUGUAAUGAUUUCAAGUCAAUCCUCUAUUCUUUUGCCCACGGUGACAUUUAUCUUGUUGGAGCUCAAGAUCCUUAACUCGGAGAUUGGUCGCCUUGUAUUGUCUGCAUCCAUGAUCAAUGACGUCCUCGGGAUAAUUGUAAGCAUACUCGCUUAUUAUGCAGGAACGUACAAGAACGUCUCUCCAGCAACAGCUUAUCGUGACUUUAUCGCGGUUAUCAUCUUCUUUUUGGUCGUCUUCUUCAUUUUUAGGCCGGCUGUAGAGUAGAUAGUACAACGCACACCGGAAGGCAAACCCGUGGCGGAUAAGUAUAUACAUGCUGCAGUUUUGACGGCGAUGGGCUCUGCCGCUUACUCCACGUUCUUCAAUAUGAAGUACCUCUUGGGACCAUUCACGGUCGGCCUCAUCAUACCAGACGGUCCACCUUUAGGAUCGGCCUUGGAAACAAAAUACUACGAUUUAACUAAGAACGUGCUAAUACCGAUAUCAAUCGCAUUCAGCACGAUGAGAUGUGACCUGAUGAAGAACAUUUAUGAGUUUAAUGACAUCAUGUACAACAUGUUUUUAUUGGUUCUAACGCUUUUUAUUAAACUUGAUGCUGGCAUUGCACCUUGUUUGUACUGCAAGUUACCAAUAAAGGAAGCCUUUGUCGUUUCCAUCUUAUUAUGCUGCAAGAGUUUCUCCGAAAUUUUUCUUUACGAGUCCACAUUUGACGAUUCGUAUAUAUCACAGGCAACAUACACGUUCUUGGUCGUCUAUGCACUACUAAACUCAGCGAUUGUUCCCGCGGUGUUACCUAGUUUGUACGAUCCAAAGCGAAAGUACAUAGGUCACCAAAAACGGAACAUUUUUAGUUUGAAACCAGACUCAGACCUUCGGAUUCUGACUUGUGUGCACAGACCUGAAAACAUAUCUGGGAACAUUGCACUUCUCCAGUUAUUUUCCUCCCCGAUUAUGGUCACGAUCCUCCACCUCGUGAAGCUCGUGGGUAAAAUCAUCCCGGUUAUGAUCGCGCACAACAUGAAAUCAAAUAACCAGAAGAAUAACUCUUACAUCCAUACCGCAAACCUUGCCUUCAGCCAGUUGGAUUCAGUGACUAUGACCAUGUUCACUGUCAUGACACAUGAGAACUUGAUGCACAAUGAAAUAUGCACGCUCGCGCUCGAUCAGAUCACGUCCAUGGUCAUCGUUCCAUCAGGGAGGAAAUGGACCAUAGAAGGGACGUUUGAGUCAGAGGACGAGGCCAUAAGGCGUCUCAACGUGUCACUACUAGACCAUUCGCCUUGUUCUGUUGGGAUACUUGUGGACCGUGGACAGUUUUCGUGUAGAGGCACAAGAAAGUACAAGAUUGAUGUCGGCGUGAUCUUCAUUGGAGGAAAAGACGAUCGAGAGGCAGUCUCUCUUGUUAAGAGGAUGAAGCUUAACCCUAGGGUUAAUGUAAGUGUGAUCCGAUUGGUCUCUAACCAAGAAACAGAGACGAUGAAUUGGGAACACAUUCUUGAUCAUGAGGUCUUAGAGGAUCUGAAAGAGACACAUGCCGCCAAUUGUGUUGCAUAUACAGAGAAGACUUUCACGGAUGGCCCUGAAGUAGCAAGCACCAUCAGAUUGCUAUCUAAGGAUUUUGAUCUUAUGGUGGUUGGGAGAAAUCACGGCAUGACAAUACCCGACUUCUCAGGACUGACAGCGUGGAUUGAGCUAUCGGAGUUAGGUGUUAUUGGAGAUUUGCUAGCUGCUAGAGAUCUCAAAUCUAGGGUUUCUAUUUUGGUAGUUCAGCAACAACAGACGUGA